AUACUCGUCGACCUUUUAUACAGAUUUAUUCAACAUAAAAGGAAAUGAUGAUGACUACACAGCCGGGAAGGGAACAUGCUAUUUACCCAUAUGACCCAGAGUCGCUGCAAGUAGUCAACUCUAUCCCUGCAAAGUACAAGAGCAGUCAGAAGCUAUUGGCGGAACUCAAUUUGACCGUUGCUAAACUGUCGAAAAAUACUGAAUCUCUUCGUAGCGAGCUUCAUGGCAACGUUUCCUACGAGCAAUUUAUGACAGAUAUGCUUUACCACGAUGAGGUCAAACUGGCUAAUGGACAGUUUCUUCCGUAUUCCUUUGUAACAUUCGAAUUGCUGAAGAAUCCUGAUAGUCCAGAGUUGCCGGUAAAAAAGAAAAUGACACAAGGGAGAGCUUUCCUGACUAACCGUAGGCUGAUUGUGCUGAGCAAUGAUGAAGGGACAUGCAGCGCUACAGUUUCUGGAAUUCCUUUAUCCGAUGUAAAACCGAGUAAAUACUCAGUAAAAUGCGAGGCUGGUGACGCUUUCCAUUACCAGUAUCUCCCACUGAGCAGCAUUCGAGCUGUUGAAUUUGAUGCUAUUGUUGGUGCUUCAAUGUCUACAUACAUUAACAGCCAGGAAGCAUGUUGCCUUUUAAAGAUUCUCAGUUGCUGCGGGAAAGCGAUGUGUCUGCGAAGUUGGUAUGAGGUGGGCCGUGUUUCAAAUCCAUCUUUGAACCAACGCACUCUUAAAUUGAGUGUGGACCUACCACCGUGGGGAAAUCCUUGCAUUGUGUCAAUAUAUAUACAGCCCCAUGUCACUCUUCAUCUUGUUAAAGAAUUUCUCCGCGACUUACAGUUGUAUUCGCCGGCAAUGAAGAUUAAAACUUGUGAGAAAGAGGUCUAGACAAGAGCGAGUCGAAUAUACAUUAGUUUAAUUUCCGCUUUUCUUAUAUAAAUUUCAAUGUGUAAUUGAUGUUAAAUUUAUAGUGUAGCAUUGGUAUUAAUUUAUUUUAAUAAUAAAACAUCAGACAUUUUCUUAUCUAAAUUUAAA
Molecule: messenger RNA, 1025 nt
Organism: Anneissia japonica
Lineage: Eukaryota; Metazoa; Echinodermata; Crinoidea; Comatulida; Comatulidae
Exons: 5
Coding region: 45-878 (277 amino acids)
Source: RefSeq, a predicted model, not a curated record